Molecule: messenger RNA, 2475 nt
Organism: Lates calcarifer (barramundi perch)
Lineage: Eukaryota; Metazoa; Chordata; Actinopteri; Centropomidae
Product: protein ANKUB1
Exons: 6
Coding region: 114-1664 (516 amino acids)
Molecular function (GO): protein binding
Source: RefSeq, a predicted model, not a curated record
UGAGGAGGGUGCCUUCCCAGCUCCUACCCCCUCCCUACCAUGACUCUGCCUGGGAUAAACACCACACACACACUCCUCAGCUGCCAAACAGACGGAGGACGGAUGUCCUGACCAUGAGGGUGUUCGUCUACUUUGAGGGCUCCUGUGAGCCUUUUGACGUCCCUCCAGACCAGAUUGUGGGGGCCAUGAAGCAGAUGGUGAAGGAAAACUUUCUUGUGCAACUCUCCAAUGACAAGCAGGUCUGGGACUACCUGGAGCUAAGCUAUGGUGGUGGUGCUCUGCAGGACAGCUGGGCUCUGUGUGACGUGGGCAUCACCAGCGGCAGUGCCAUCCGAUGUCUGAUAAAGAGAGAACGGAGGCCUGUGAUGCAUGUGUUCAACGCCGUGACAGGAGAAAUCAUGCCCAUCACAGGAAGUGAGGCUGUUUUGCAUACGUCAGUUGCUAGAUUGAAAACAGUGGUGUCCGUGCAGAGCAGCCUCCCUGUCAGCACCUUCAGACUGAGUGUACUUCCAGCUGUGCAGCUCUAUGACUGCAACCGACUGCAAGACUAUGCCAUUGAAGUGGGCACUACUCUUCGUUUGGACACAUGGGAUGGGUGGGUGGAGCUCCUCCAAGGUUGCCUCCUGGGCCACAGAUUGAUGGUCCAGACCCAUCUGUCAGAGGAGAGGAUUGUGAUGAGGUUUCAGCUGAGGGUGGCGCUGUAUAUUGCUGCUUCUUUAGGUCACCUGGAUCUAGCAGGCUGGCUGCUGGAGAAGGGGGUGCAUGCUGAUGAAGCAGUGGGAGUCCAUCCGUACCGCCAGUGGUGCCACCAAACAGCUCACAGAGACGCCGGAAAGUGUCCCAUCCAUGUAGCUGUGGAGAGCAAUAAACUCCUCAUCCUCAAACUCUUCAUCACCAAGAACCCUUUGACCUUGGCUUGUCGGGACCCUGGUGGUCGUGACCCUUUGAAAAUUGCCAUUCAACACGGUCACAGGGAUUGUGUGCGCUACUUAGCCAACAAGCUGUGCUCAGUAGUAUCCCUGCCAAAUAUGUCCCUGCCCAUGCGCGUAUACCUCCAGAUGAAACACUGGAUGAGUUUGGGGCAGAAGAGAGUGGCCUCCAAUCGAUGCCAGUACACCAGUGCUCCACUCAAAGCCAGGGUGGGAGACAUGUUGCUGGUAGAUGGCUACAACCAGCCACAGAUGUCUUCCAAAUCCAGGAAAGCUGAGCCCAGACCAAGAAGAGGAAUCAGAGCCAAAGCCUUGCAACAGUUACCACCCAUCAGCAACUUAAUUUCAGCAUCACACCUCCCCACCAAAAGGGCACCACCCCGACUACCCAGCUUGCAGUCUGUGCACCCUGGUGGCUUUAAAGAGACAGGGAAAAGGUGGAAGCAGGAUGUAAAACAUAGAGAUGAAGGUCCCCUGGAUAAAAUGAAGAAGGGAGACAGCAGUCUUUGCAGGGGCAAGUUUACUCUCCCGCCAGUUACCAGCAUUCCCAAGCCAGUGUUUGUUGGUUCAUCACCAAAACCUUCCAGUAGUCUAACUGCGUCUCUGGGGUCCUGCUCUCAGCACUGUGGCCGAACACCAAGAGAAAAUGCCAUUACCUUCACAGAGAAACCAUGGUUGAAGCAGCUGAGCAUAGCACAGACUUUGGUCAGGAAGCAUGUCCACUCUGUGGCUUGAUACUCAUGGAUGCCAUCAAAACUGAUAUGUCCCAACCAGAUCAGUCACCCAUCAGCCUGACUGAAUGUGGGUCCCCCAUCAGCUGCCUGAAACACUGCUGACAAUGAAGGAUCCUUCAGAGUGACAAGUGGGGAGUGUAUCCCAUGCUUACUGUCACUAAAAAUUAAACGUCUCUGUCUUUAUGUGCUUAGCCAAAUGUCUGUCUUUCAUUACCCUUCACAGAAAGACAGAGUGAUAGACAUUAUGGAUGUAGACAUGUAAGUUUUUUUCUGCUUACUUACAGGAAGUUCAGUGAUUCAUGAAUGAAAAUUUUGUGUUGGACAAAAGUCCAAACAAGGACUGACCUUAGUUAUAAUGACUUGCCUUAAGUUGAAACUCAAGGCUAUAAGUGCACUUACGUACAGCAUGCACUGUAAUAUAUCUAUAUAUACUGAUGUAUAUUAAACACUGUGUUGGUAAAACUUUUACUAUGCAUUCGCGUUCAUUUUUAAAAUACAAAAACAUACUCCAGAAAUUAAGCUAGUGUUGCAUUAUUUCCAUUAAAUACUGCAGACCUUCUCGACGCCUUUGCAACUAAAAUAUUUCCGAACAAGUAAAGGCAGCACAAUCGCAUAAAAUCUCGCGAUGUUUGGAGUCUAGCCGACCCGCUUGUAAUGCUGUUGCCCCGCCAGUCAGUGAACAGCCGGGGAGUAGACAUGCUGAACCGCCAGGAUCCUGUCUAGGUUUCUCCUGAGUUUCUGUAAGAACGUUGAGUUAUGACGGGGAGCGUGUUUAAAACCGAACCGGUCUUUUGGUAACUGAGUAAUAGAAA